Besnoitia besnoiti is the source of this 1695-nucleotide messenger RNA. RefSeq lists its product as uncharacterized. The coding region runs from base 1 to 1695 and encodes 564 amino acids. The transcript is spliced from 6 exons. The record is from RefSeq and is a predicted model, not a curated record. NCBI's taxonomy places the organism in Eukaryota, Apicomplexa, Conoidasida, Eucoccidiorida, Sarcocystidae.
AUGCGUCGUUGUGGACCCCGCCUGCAAAGCGCGACCAAGAUGGAGGCCGACCUUCAGGACUUUUUCGGCGCGAUGGAUACGCUUCUCCUCGACUGCGGCGCGGAGUUGACCGCCACGAGGCUCAGUCUGGAGUUCAACAUCGGUUCAGCGCUUGCCGCCAAGCUCCUGCGCCUGUACGUACACGACAAAGUGAAGCGGAAUAAACCUGCGGCGGCGGACGCCGGCUCGCGCCUGCUGUUGAGAUUCGCCGCUGCACUCGGCGGUCGCGCAGGGGAACACCACGCCGUCUCCCCAGUCGUGAUGGAUCUUGCUGACAAUCGCGCCGCCUCGGUGAGGGUGCCGCCGGAGCCGUGGUGUCUGUACAGCGUUCUACGCGUGCCCCUCUCCGCGGAAGCCCCUCCGCCUGCAACGAAGCUCGCGCAGUGGCAAGCGGAAGUCCGCGCACUCGUGCCGCGCUUCUCCGCCGCACUAUACGUGCCGCCGUUCGCAGCCAUUUGCCAGGCAGGCCUCGCCCCGCGCACGCAUCGCUGCGCAGGAGGCCCCGCAGCGUCGCCAGCCGCAGCAAAGUCAUCCGCGGCGUCUGAAUGCAGCCAGAAAGGCGCGCUGUCUGCUUCAGCCGCGCCGGCGGCUGCGCCUGCGACGCGGCAGUCGGCUUGGGCGCCCGCAGCUCCGCAGAACGAGGCGGAGAAGGCGCCUGCAGCAGGCGGCAAAAAGGGCGCUGCCACGCAUGCCGCAGGGAGCUUGCUCGCGCGCUUCGGAUUCGGCAGAAAGAAAGAAGCUGAUCCGCCGAAGCGCGCGCAGGCCGCGCCGGAAGCCGCCGGCGAGAAGGCGAAGAUGGCCGCGAUGGAGCCCGCUGGCCCCGAGGCGAGCAGUCAGGCGCCGCAGGCGGGGGAACGCAAGCGCCCGCUGGAGGACGCGGGGUCACGGGAGGGGGAAAGCGGCGGCGACGCUCCGCAAGAGAAGGAGAGUGGCGAGGAGUGCGCGAAGAAGCGAGUCAGGCGAGCGUCCGCCUAUGCUGACGAAGAGAAAAGGGGAGCAGACGCCGCGACGCGCGAGUUGCCGCAGGCCGGCGGCCGCCUGAGCGCCGGGGAACGUCUCUUCGACGAUGGCGAGGGAGAAGAGGAGGAAGCCUUCGAUGCGGACAUGGAUAGCGCCGGCUGCAGAGGCGCUGCGUGCACCGUCGCAGAGGCGCGAGACGGCUGCGAGGACGAAGAAGAACCCCGAGAGGACGGGGAGGAAGGCCGCGGCGCGCGCGGGACAGAGACAGAGAGAGGCCGCGCGCACCGAGGCGCGCACAAGAAGGCGGUGUUGCAUCACGCUGCCGAGGAGAUGUAUGUCGAGGAGAAGAAAAUCAUCCUCAAAGAAAAGGCAGUUGAAACGCGGACGUAUCGCGAAGGUGAUUACCUCGUGCUGCAAGAUGAGGACGUGGUGAAGGACAAAGAGGUCACUGUCCAUACACUGCGUUCCAGCCAAGCCAGCCGCGCGACGAGCGAGAGUUCCUUCGCGUCGAAGCACAGUUCAAGCAGCGAGUCGAGCGGCGCUUCGCUGCGGAAACCCGGCGGAAAGACGAGUCUCGCAGGCGCGCCGAAGAAAAAACAAGGCAGCCUCAUAUCUCGCGGCAAACCUCCGAAUGAUGCGUCCCUCUAUCCUGGCAGUCACUCGGGCACGCUCGGGGCCACGCGUUCGCCUCCUUAG